Sipha flava (yellow sugarcane aphid) is the source of this 513-nucleotide messenger RNA. RefSeq lists its product as uncharacterized. The transcript is spliced from 3 exons. NCBI's taxonomy places the organism in Eukaryota, Metazoa, Arthropoda, Insecta, Hemiptera, Aphididae. The record is from RefSeq and is a predicted model, not a curated record. The coding region runs from base 1 to 513 and encodes 170 amino acids.
AUGGGCUGGCCAUCAUAUCGCCAUGUAUGGCGUGCAGAGGGAAGAUUGAUCAGACAAGCUCGCAUUAACAAGCCAAAUAAAAAACAACCAGUGGGAAGGCCGCGUCAACGAUGGAUGGAUCGAGUAAGAGAUGACUUAAAAAGAUUGAGAAUUGGAGCGAGUAUUGAGGAUACAGAAAAACAAGAACUUUGGAAAACUUUGGUGGAAGCUGCGAAGCGCCUAAAUGUGGUGGGCCUUCUAACCGCCUUACAGUACGAGUUCUUCCAUCGAUUUCUUGUGGUGCUCGGGUGUACAAACAUUGCGCACGGUUUCGGGGACCCGACGAAACAUUACCGGAGUCAGAUCGUCAACAAUUUCUUCGGCGAUUUGGACGCCUUCAGUAGAGGCAGCCAUCCGAAUUGCGUACCAAAAGAAAUGACCACUUUUAGUCAACAACCGAAUUGCGAGCACGGUCCAAUUGUGAACGGGUGGGCAUUGCAAUUUUCCUCCAGUGUCCUUCGUUCGUUAUCAUAA